CACCGAAUUUCCGAAAGAAUCGUGGAGCUCCAGUCCCUCCGCCGCCUCAGCCUCCACGACAACUUCCUCGUCGGCUCAAUUCCGGCAACCCUCGGAUUCCUCCCCAAUCUCAGAGGCCUUUAUCUCUUCAACAAUCGCCUCUCCGGCUUCCUGCCUCCAUCUAUUUCUAACAGCCCACACCUUCAAACAAUUGAUCUCAGCAAUAAUCAGCUCACCGGAGCUAUCCCUCCCAAUCUUGCAAACUCCACUAAGUUGUAUAGGUUGAAUCUGAGCUUUAAUGGCUUCUCCGGCUCCAUCCCACCAAACCUUUCCCGCUCCUACUCUCUCAACUUUCUCGCUCUUCAACACAAUAAUCUCUCUGCUUCUCUCCCCGAUUCAUGGGACGCCAUCAACCUCAAAUCCUUAACUCUCCAUCACAAUUCCCUUUCUGGAAAAAUUCCCUCUUCUUUGAGCAGACUGCUUCUGCUCGAGGAGUUGGAUUUGAGUCACAACAAAUUCGAGGGGAACAUAAUAAUCAUCGCCAACUUAACUUCCAUUACAUCUCUCAAUCUCUCGCGAAAUAAUCUCAAUGGCGAAAUCCCAUCUUCUCUCUCCAAUCUCCCAAACCUCACUUCACUCGACGUCUCCAACAACAAUCUAUCCGGCGUCGUUCCAUCUCUUCUAUCCAGGAGAUUCAACUCCACCUCCUUCGCCGGCAACAUUCACCUCUGCGGCUUCACUGGCUCGGCCCCGUGUCCGCACCGCCGUCGCAAGCUCAGCACAAAGGACAUAAUCCUGAUCGCAGCCGGAGCCCUUCUCCUUGUUUUACUAAUCCUCUGCUGCGUGUUGCUCUGCUGCUUGAUCGGGAAGAAGAAGAAGGAGGAGGAGGCCUCUUCCAAAUCCAGUAGUAGAGCAGCUAAGGCUGCGGCGGUGGAGACAGCAGGCGAUGCCGGAGGGAAAUUAGUCCAUUUUGAUGGGCCUUUUGCUUUUACAGCUGACGAUUUAUUGUGUGCUACUGCAGAGAUUAUGGGAAAGAGCAGUUAUGGGACGGCAUACAAAGCGAUGCUCGAUGAUAGCAAUCAUGUUGCGGUGAAGAGAUUGAGAGAGAAAAUCACCAAGCCCCAAAAGGAAUUCGAAUCCCAAGUUUCUAAUCUCGGCAAGAUCAGACAUCCAAAUAUCUUGGCGUUGAGAGCUUACUAUAUUGGGCCUAAAGGCGAGAAGCUUCUUGUCUAUGACUACAUGCCUAGUGGAAGCCUUGCAUCCUUCUUACACGCUAGGGGUCUCGAAACGACCAUCCCAUGGCCUAGAAGAAUGAACAUAGCAAUUGGAAUAACAAGAGGGCUAUGCUAUCUACAUAGUGAGGCAAACAACAUCCAUGGAAAUCUAACAGCAACCAAUGUUCUACUCGACGAAAACACAGAUCCAAAGAUCGCAGACGUGGGCCUGUCGAGGCUGAUGAUGAGCCCCGCCACCAUCGCCAACGUGGUGGCAACGGCCGGAUCAUUGGGGUACAGUGCGCCGGAGCUCUCCAAGCUGAAGAACGCGACCACUAAAACGGACGUCUUCAGCCUCGGGGUGAUAGUACUGGAGCUACUCACCGGAAAAUCUCCGAGCGAGGCUAAAGAUGGGAUUGAUCUGCCGCAGUGGGUUGCGUCGAUUGUUAAGGAGGAGUGGACUAAUGAGGUGUUUGACGUGGAGCUGAUGAAGGACGCAUCAUCCGACGUCGGAGAUGAGCUGCUCAACACGUUGAAGUUGGCCCUUCAUUGCGUCGACCCGUCACCGGCAGCCCGCCCGGAGGCGGAGCAGGUGCUGCAGAAGCUUGAGGAGAUUAAGGCGGAGGGGAAGAAGAGUGAGUGA
Molecule: messenger RNA, 1836 nt
Organism: Salvia splendens (bonfire salvia)
Lineage: Eukaryota; Viridiplantae; Streptophyta; Magnoliopsida; Lamiales; Lamiaceae
Product: probable leucine-rich repeat receptor-like protein kinase IMK3
Exons: 2
Biological process (GO): protein phosphorylation
Molecular function (GO): protein binding; ATP binding; protein kinase activity
Source: RefSeq, a predicted model, not a curated record